AUGUCUUCUUCAAGAAAUACCCGUGAGCAAAACGUCAAGCUCACUCAAGACGUCCACUCCCAGAACGGGAUUAAGAUGAAGCAAGAAGACGACAAGGCCAACAUUUCUCUCUCUACUUCUGUCCAUUCUCAGAACGGGGUUAAGAAAGAAGAAGACAACAAGGCCAACAAGGCCAACAUUAAGAAAGAAGAAGACGACAAGGCCAACAUUUCUCUCUCUACUCCUGUCCACUAUCAGAACGGGGUUAAGAAAGAAGAAGACAACAAGGCCAACAAGGCCAACAUUAAGAAAGCAGAAGACGACAAGGCCAACAUUUCUCUCUCAUCAACCCCCGAGUCCUCCGGACCAUUCUCUACUCCCGAGCAGCCAUCGAGCUCCUCUGGCUCCCCAUCCGCAUCGAUCUCUCCCGCCAUCGAAGCCCAAUCUAUCAAACGCAACUUACACCCUACACCACCCCGAACCAACGCCAAGGUGGUUGACACAGCCAGCCAAACCGACGAAGUCCGAGCCGCAGCACGACCUGCACCAGCCAAAACCAACACCAAGAUGGGGAACAAAGCCUGCCAAACCAACAAAGUCACCAAGCGAUCCUCAGCAGCAGCAGCUCCAAACCCUAUGUACCCCCCGGGGGGGGGGGAACUCGAAACCGCGGAGGAUGUUCGCAGACGCGUGUGGUUUGCCGGCACACUCGGCUUGAAGUACAACAGCAAAGGAAUGCUAGUCAGCAAAGAUUCGCACUCCGAGGGAUCGAAGAAGAAAUAG
Molecule: messenger RNA, 762 nt
Organism: Sclerotinia borealis F-4128
Lineage: Eukaryota; Fungi; Ascomycota; Leotiomycetes; Helotiales; Sclerotiniaceae
Source: the annotation of a GenBank genome assembly